This is a messenger RNA of Mycena citricolor, 1533 nucleotides long. Lineage: Eukaryota; Fungi; Basidiomycota; Agaricomycetes; Agaricales; Mycenaceae. The record is from the annotation of a GenBank genome assembly.
AUGCACAAUCAAUACAAGCCUGUUCCUGACCCUGAAUAUCUGUGUCCAUUUAUCGACAAGUAUUGGAACCAGAGGAAGUCAGACAAGUUUAUCCUGGAAGCAUUGAAGAAACACCAUAUUGAUUUAUCGAAGUACGGACUUGAGAUCCAGACAUUCCGCCGCAUCAGAGAGAAACUCGGAUACAUUAGAGCACGCAAGCAGGGUCAUACAGUCGAAUCAAUUGCAGAACCAGUGGCCAAGCUUCGUGUUAUCUAUCCCAAGGCUGGUGGUAGGGAGAUGGGCAAUCUUCUCUUUCAUGAAGAGAAUAUUGUUGUUGCACGGGACACAAUCAUGAAGUACUUCCGGAUUUAUGAGCCUGAUCUUGUCCGAGAACGACGACGUGGACAUUUCAAGCGCAAGGCCUUCUGGUCUGCUGGUGCAAACGAUAUCUGGGCCGUUGAUCAGCACGACAAAUGGAAGUACAAAUUCGGACUUGCCCUCCACACUGGUAUUGAUCCCUUCCUUGGUCUCAUUCAUUGGAUCAGAAUUUGGUGGAAUAAUAGUAACCCGCGCCUCAUUUUAAGCUACUACCUCAAUGUAAUCGAGGAUCUUGGCAUUAUGCCUCUAGUGACACAAAGCGACCCAGGGCCUGAGAACGUUGGCAUUGCCAACGGUCACACUCAAAUGCGACAUUAUCAAGACGCUUCACUCGUAGGCACAUCACAGCAUAGGUGGAUGAGGGAGAAGAAGAAUGUGAUGCCGGAGAUUGCCUGGAGUCAACUUCGUCGCAGGUUCACUCCGGGAUUUGAGAAUAUCCUGGAGGUCGGCGUAUUUGAGGGUUGGUAUGACCCCGGCGUGUUGAUUGAAGCACUCGUGUUUCGCUGGGUCUUUAUCCCGUGGUUGCAGGCCGAGCUGGAUUUUUACCGAAAUCGUGUAAACAAUACCACAAAGCGUCACGAUCGGAACAAGAUCCUUCCCUCCGGAGUUCCCAUUGACAUGUUUGAGCAUCCAGAAGAUUAUGGUAUCUUAGAUUUCAAGAUCAAGGCUGAUCCAGAAGGUGUACGCAAAGUCCGGAAUAUCUAUGCUUCACCACAGCAUGAGAUAUUUCAACUUGUCCCUCCAGAUUUUGAGGUGAUAAUCUCCGACCUUUACACGGAGAUUGGAUCACCAGCAGUCGAUCGCAACUCAUGCUGGGAGGUUUAUUUACAGCUUAUUGCAAAGUUCAAGGCCCUCGACAAGCUUCACAGUGUUGAUCAGACGGUAGACGACAGGUGGGGUUAUGCUCUGAGCCAUGCAGCGGAAGAGUACAGGGACGAGAUUGCACCCUUACCUAACCUGAAGGAGCUUCAUGGUGGUGAUGGUAUCAUUGGACAGAACGUAUAUAUGGGCGGGGUAAAUAACGGCGACGGAUUGGGGCCCGAGCAUCAUGCCCGAUUGAAUGCAAUUCUUGACGAGAUUGAGCCGAACUUUGGUCCCGAUGAGUCACAAGCUGUUGGUCCCGAUCUGUACGCAUGGUUCUCGGAUGAGGAAGACUCCCGCGAAAAUGAUUGGUGA